UUCAGGCCCUUUAGCUGCCUCCCAUGCCCACGUGUGUGACAAUACAGAAAUCCUAUAAGUCAGUUGGGAUGGCAUUGCAAUAUUUUUCACAGAGCUUGGAAUAUAAAGUUUAUGGCCAGCAUCGAUUUGACAUGGGAAAGGAGAACACGUAAGAUGGAGCAUCGUGGGUGAAGCAGGUCAUGAGUGGCGAGCACGGCGCUGAAAGGCAGCUCACUCAGAACGCUUUCACAUACACGGCAGAACCGACAAUGUAUACAAAUGCAAGAAAAAACUGUCGGCUUACUUUACUCGAGCCACAUGAAGACACUGACACCCAUCCCAGAUUGUGCCAUGGUGAAACUAGAUGGACAGAAUGUGGGACUUUGCAAUAAAUGAGGUGCUGUUUAGGUAUAAACAAUAUCACGUGGCUUUAGUGCAGCUAUACUGAAAUGCUGUACAUGCACACAACGGCUUAACGUGAUGUUUUUAGUUUUCCUACAUGAUGCCUCAUAGUAUACUGCGAGCUUUGCCACAGUGUUGCUCACCUUAUUGUGGUGCCUGAAGUCACCGAUAUCAUCUAUAAUAAGGUGUGCUCAAUUUUUACGUCAGAUUCUACUUAAUUUUCACAAGUAAUGAAGAAGCAGCUCCCAUUUACAGUAACACCAAGAUGCAUGUGAAAGAGGAGACACAUGAGGCAGACAUGAAUAACAAGGAGAUGACGACUGUAGGCAUUAAGAAGGAGGACUGGGAAGGAGAGACUGUCCACCCCAACCAGGGGAAUCUCUGCAUUAGGGAUGAGGAAAAUGAACUGGUAACUGUGGGAAUGAAAGAAGAGGCAGAGGACAAGUCAAUCAGCAUUGAGACGCACAAACAUAAAAUCAUGGAGCACAUCAACGUCAAGUCGAGAUCUGAAUCAUUACAGUCUGACACAGAGACCACUGAGGAACUUUUGCCAGUUGGAACUCAUGAUGAUCAGCCACCACCGACACGUCAGUCUGAAGAAAGAGACAAAAUUCAUUGCUGUCCUGAAUGUGGCAAACACUUCUCUGUCCGGAAAACUCUCCUGGGACACCUCAGAAUUCAUACUGGAGAGAAGCCGUAUUGCUGCCACGAAUGUGGCAAGCAAUUCUCUGACAGAGGUCAUCUUCAGAAACACAUAAGGAUUCACACUGGAGAGAAGCCCUACUGCUGUUCUGAAUGUGGCAAAAGAUUCUCUCAAACCACCAGUCUUCAGACCCACAAAAGAGUUCACACAGGGGAGAAGCCGUAUUGCUGUUUGGAAUGUGGCAAAUGCUUCAGUAACAGUACUACUCUUCAGAGCCACGCCAGGAUCCACACUGGAGAGAAGCCAUAUUGCUGUUUGGAAUGUGGCAAACAAUACUCUCGCAAGAGCCAUCUUCAAAUACACAUUAGAACUCACACUAGAGAGAAACCGUUUUGUUGUUCUGAAUGUGGCAAAGGAUUCUGUCGCAGGAGUAACCUUCUGAGUCACUUUAGAAUUCACACCGGAGAGAAGCCAUAUUGCUGUAGUGAAUGUGGCAAACAGUUUGUAGGUAUGAGUGGUCUUAAGAAACACUCUACAGUUCAUACUGGAGAGAAGCCAUUCUGCUGUUCUGAAUGUGGUAAACGCUUUGUGUGUAUGAGCAGUCUUAAAAAACACUUUCAUGCUCACACAGGAGAGAAGCCAUUUUGCUGUUCUGAAUGUGGCAAAGAGUUUUCAUUGUUGAGCAGUCUUAAGAAGCACUCUGUUAUUCAUACAGGAGAGAAGCCAUAUUGUUGUUCUGAAUGUGGGAAACGAUUUACACAACUGAGCAGUCUUAAGAGACACUCCUCAGUUCACACAGGAGACAAGCCAUUUUGCUGUUUGGAGUGUGGCAAACAAUUUGUGCGCCUGGUCAGUCUUAAAAAACACUCUGCAGUGCACACAGGAUAGAAGAAGGGAGCCCUGAAGGAGGACAGUGGUGGGUGAAGAAGGAAGGUGGAGGAAGAAGUAAAACAUAACUCCUAACCGUUUGAGGCUCGAACAUUACCUUCACAUGUGGGGCUUCAUUGUAUAAGAUUGUCUAGGGAAUUUUCUUUUAAAUAAUUGCUGAGAUCUUCACUGCAAUGGUUCUGAUUGACAUCUUUUAUUACAACAGGCCUGAGAGAGCCCUGCCAUGUGGACAAAGAAAGAUUAGGAUAAUUUUCAUAUCAACUGUACAGUAUAUCAACACAGUGACAAUAGUAUUGCCAUUCAUACACCUUACAGUAUGGUUUUUAAAUAUUUUAAGGGAAUAAAAUAUCUAGAAAGGU
This is a messenger RNA of Polypterus senegalus (gray bichir), 2271 nucleotides long. Its product is annotated as gastrula zinc finger protein XlCGF57.1-like. Bases 647 to 1912 code for a protein of 421 amino acids. Lineage: Eukaryota; Metazoa; Chordata; Cladistia; Polypteriformes; Polypteridae. The record is from RefSeq and is a predicted model, not a curated record. The transcript has 3 exons.